Messenger RNA from Pteropus alecto (black flying fox), 1946 nucleotides. Its product is annotated as ral guanine nucleotide dissociation stimulator-like. Bases 853 to 1530 code for a protein of 225 amino acids. The transcript is spliced from 4 exons. Lineage: Eukaryota; Metazoa; Chordata; Mammalia; Chiroptera; Pteropodidae. The record is from RefSeq and is a predicted model, not a curated record.
GAUGGCCCACACGAGUCUCCAUACGGGACCUCGAGAUAGGUGGGGUGGGGCCAGAACCCAGACUUCAGUUUGGUGACUCCCCUGGGGCCCUUCCAGGGCUUCUCCAUAGGAGCAUUCCACAGGCCCACUGCCAAAGGAAUCUGGACCUUUACUCUCCCCCACCAGCUUCAUGGUGAAGUGGAAAUAAACUCUUCAUAUUCACUGGAAUAUAGAAACAAGCACUUAUACUGUCUUUGUACUUGGCAAGUUUGGAUGAUUAUAAUUACCUUUCCCAGGUCUCCCGUGGAGCAGUCAGCUCUAUUGUCCUUGUAGACCUCUUCCAAGCCUUAUACAUCGUCACACUUGAUUUGAUGGUUUGUACAAAAAAUGGAAAGGGAUUAAGUUAUUGCAUACGUUUCUCUGCAAUGUGUCAUCUCAUAGAGCACAGUAAACCUUUGUAGGCCAGCCAGAUGAGGCAUUAUGGCCUUAUUCAUGCCUAUAAUAUCCCAUAAAGGUCAUUUUCCUCAGUGAGUCAGCCUUUCAGUGCUAUUGGGCCUUGACAGGAUCCAAGUCCGCUGCCAUCUCAACUGUGCUGCAGGUAGCUCUUUAGUGUGUCCUGAUAGACUGCAUUUGUUUGCUAGGGCUGCCAUAACAUGGGAGCAAGGGUUGGGUGGAUGUUUCCUGAUGCCCCUGGCCCGGCACCGGGCUCCAUCUUUGUAGAGCUUUGCACAGGAUAUCGUCGAAGAGCUGGUCCACGAGUCCCACUACUCCAUCUACUGCGUCAAGGUGCAGGUGCACCAGGCCCCUGACACUAUCCAGGCCUGGACUGAGUGUGAAGAUGAGUUAACUCUUAACCUAAACGAGGCCUGGGGGAUGCGGGCCCUCCAGGAAGGCACACUGAAGAAGGUGGUGGAGUCCGUGGUACCAGCUGUCUUGGGUGGAAACAUCUCCCACAUCUCCACCUUCAUGUUCAUCCACCCGGCCUUCUCCAUAGCCCAACAGGUCCUGGACCAACUGUUUACUAGGUCCUGUCUACCAUCCAUCAGAUCCGAUGCCAUCAAGGUCUCUACAUCUGGAGUCAUGUCCCCAUAUAUUGACCAGAGUGACACACCACAGGACCAAGUGAAAAAGGCCAUUGCUUCUAUGGUGGGAAUCUGGCCGGACCAGGUGCAGAAUUUGGGCCAGCUCCUAUUUUUCCUCUGGUUCAAGCUGAAGCAGGGCUUUGUGCAAGUUAACUCCCCUGCCUCACAACUGAUGGACCAUGUCCUCCUUCCUUGGAUCAAGCUGGAACAUCUGGAGCUUCCUGAGGCACAGCUGGAAGGUGAGGGGACAGCAACCUGGGAAGAUGAUCUGGGGAGAGAGGAUUCCUGGGCUGGAGCUCCCUCACAGGCAGUGGUAUCUUUUCUGUCUUUGGAAAGGCACGGAAAAGUCAUGCAUGUGUGUGAAACCUGUGUCUCUCUCCUGUUCCAGUACCACCUCCAGAGCUCCAGAACCCUCCAAAGCCAGAGGAAGGGCCCACUCCGGGGCCAGAGCAUGCGCCAGCUAUGCUAGUGCUGGAGCCAGCAUCACCUCUGAAUGAAAGUGGAUGUCACCACUUUGAGGCCCAGCUCAUGGAUACAAUCACCCAAGCAUGCUCUUCCAGCCGCUCUUCUCUUACACCUCACUAGGUAGAGUCAACCCUAAAGGCAGUCUUUAGAGCCUCAAAGUUGGUCUUGGCAGAUGCUCCAUCAGCCUGGGUCCCUAAUAACUGUGUGGCCUGUUUACCUGCUAAGUACAGUCACAUGAACGAGACAUUCAUUUUUAUUGUGUGCAAGCCAUGAUAUAUAUCUUCUGAAAACUUUGUUUUCUAACACUAAGCCUAUCCUAAUACAUUUACAUAAAAGCAAUUUUCUGAAAGUUCACUCUUAUUAAUUUUUUCUGGCAUAAACUUUGCCACCUCUGUUACUUCUUAUGGCCAACUAAUCAAC